Molecule: messenger RNA, 3006 nt
Organism: Amblyraja radiata (thorny skate)
Lineage: Eukaryota; Metazoa; Chordata; Chondrichthyes; Rajiformes; Rajidae
Gene: pofut3
Product: protein O-fucosyltransferase 3
Exons: 4
Coding region: 166-1503 (445 amino acids)
Cellular component (GO): Golgi membrane
Molecular function (GO): alpha-(1->3)-fucosyltransferase activity
Source: RefSeq, a predicted model, not a curated record
GAGCCGUGGGCGCGGGGGCAGCAGCAGCAGCGGCGCCGCGGCAACAACAACAACAACAACAACAACAGCAGCAACAGCAGCGGCAGCAGCAGCGGCAGGAGAUGCCUCUGGUUGCACUGCUUGUGCUGCUGCGCCCUGCUCUUCCUUCUUGUGACUCUGCAGGUGAUGGUAGAAUUGGGACAAUUCGAAACAAAGGCAAUAAAAGGCGAGGAACCACACAGUGACCGAGUGGCAGAUUGGAGUCAGUUGAAAGAAACAAAUCAUUUACGGAACACUGUGAAGAAAUAUUCUGACGUGGGAAUUGACUGCCCCAUUAUUCUCUGGUGGUCGCCACUGACUGGAGAAUUAGGCCGACUAGGCCAGUGUGGAGCAGAUACUUGUUUCUUCACUGUUAACAGGACCUAUCGCGAUCAUCACAAGACACGAGCCUUCCUGUUUUACGGCACAGACUUUCAAAUUAAUAGUUUGCCUCUGCCUCGGAAACCCCAUCACGAAUGGGCCUUGUUCCACGAAGAGUCUCCGAAGAAUAAUUACAAGCUCUUCCACGAGCCCUCUGUUACAUUGUUUAAUUACACCUCCACAUUCAGCCGCAACUCUCACCUGCCACUGACCACCCAGUACCUGGAGAGCAUCGGUGAGCUGAAGUCACUUAAGUACAUGCUCCCACUGCAUGUGAAGAACCGGCUGAGGGAACAUUUGGCUCCGUUGGUGUACGUCCAGUCUGACUGCGACCCUCCUUCCGAUCGGGACAGCUACGUGCGGGAGUUGAUGAAAUACAUCCAGGUGGACUCUUACGGAGAAUGUCUACAUAACAAGGACCUUCCGACUAACCUGAAGGAUCCUACGACCAUGGAUGACGAUGCAUUCUACGGGAUUCUCGCUCAGUACAAAUUCAUUCUUGCUUUCGAGAAUGCUGUUUGUGAUGAUUAUGUCACGGAGAAAUUGUGGAGACCAUUCAAAUUAGGUGCGGUUCCAGUUUACUACGGUUCUCCAAGUAUAGCAGAUUGGCUGCCCAGUAACAAAAGUGCAAUACUUGUGAGGAACUUCUCACACCCCAAGGACCUGGCUGAAUACAUCAUGCAAUUGGACGGUAAUGACCAGGCAUAUGAAGUCUUUCUCGAGUGGAAGCGCAAAGGCCUGAUCUCCAACGAGAAGCUGCUUACUGCCAUGAAAGAGCGUAGGUGGGGAGUCCGAGAUGUUUCCCAGGACAACUACAUUGAUGCCUUUGAGUGUGUGGUGUGCAACGGCGUGUGGGAAAACCUCAGAAGAAAACGAAAGGGCUUAUCACCAAUUGAACGACAGGGACAAGCCAACCAUCUCAGCUGCCCUGAGCCAAAGGCUUUUACCUUCUUGCAGCCCUCAAAUGUGGGGAAAGUCGUCCGAGAUCUGUGGAAGCCAAGCUUUGACCAAUCCAAGCGAGAAGCUGCAGCACUGAGGCACCUCGUAGAACUGAACAAAAACUUCACAGUGGAAAAAUUCUGGAGAAUGGUGUUUAGUGACUAAUGGCAUUGAGAUUUCCCCCCCCCCGAAAUCAUGCCUUUCAACUGCUUCUGAGGGUUGCCAUAAUCCAUAAUAAGUACACUCAGUGACAGGAAUUAUCUGCAAUGCAGAUCUAUUUCACAUGAAAUCCAGCAAAAGAAUUACUAGAAGCCAUAUUGCAGCCCUGUGAUUGUUUAGUUCAAGUAGACUUAACAAUUAACUGCAGGAUCAGUCAACUGAAAACAUCUCAAAUGCAUUUUUUCUCAUGCAUUUGAGAGUUCAGUAAGAACUUUUGCACAUCUCAUGGACCUUGGAAGUAUGCUGUGGUAUGAUACGUGUUUGAAAAGUGCCCUACUAUUUCCGAUGAAGUGUUAAUCCUCUGGAAGGACUAGAAACUUACAGCACAUCGUUGGAGCAGCAGAAAUAGGAGCCUUAGAAACACGUUGUAGUUAUCUCACACCACCGUUGCGAGGCCGCAGAGCCAAGGACUUAACGGAAAGGCUAAAUUGAUGGCACAUAUUGCACGCAGUUUCAUAUCAAGCAAGAUUUUUCAUAAUAGCACAAUACAGACUUGGAUCUGACCAGCAACUAACUCACAAAAAAUUAACUAUGCAAUAGAGACUCCAAGAGUUCUCAGCCUGUCUCCUACCCUCCCUCAGCCUUGCUGGAGGUGGAAUUUGAACGAGUGCCUUUUUGCUAUCUCCAGUCAACUAGUCCAAUGCUUUCACACCUUGAACUUUAGGUAAACUUCAACUCCUGAAGAUUUUUUUUGCUAUUCUUAUGAUAGAUUACACCCAUUAGCCCUGUGGUCACCAACCUGCUUUGGUUCCCUGAGCUGUAAACUCAGUAUGAAAUGUAACUGGUGUUAAUGGGGAAUGUGAUGUUGAGGAUGCCAUCAGAUCUACUUUGAUGACAUUAAAUGGGAUGGAUUGAAAGAUUCCAGGUAUACUGGGCUACUCCCAUUCCUCCUUCAGUUAGUUAUAACAUUCUCAUCCUUAUUUUCCAAUCCCUCAAUGGCCUUCACUUACUCCCUUAAACCUACAGCCCUUCUGGAUCUCUCUUGUCACAUCUGUGCCACACAAAUUUUCUUCACACCUCCCAGGACUGCUCGAGCCUUAAGUUCUGAAACUGCAAAAGCCCCGACAUGUUCUGACAAUUUCUUCCUCCUUAUAGCCUCAUUCCGCCCAAUUAGCUCCUUACAUGAAAAAAAAGUUGUGUUGGGUAUUGCUUCAGUGAGAUGCCUAGGAGUAAAAUCAGAAAACGUUAUAAACACUCCAGCAGGUCAGACGUCAUCUGAGGAAAGAGAAACUAAAUUUAAGUUUCAGAUUGAACACCUUUCAUUAGACCUUGAACAAAGUGUCUUUCAGCUUGAAAUAUUAUCCGCUGACUGACCUGCUAAGUUUUCAACGUUCUUUGUUGUUAUUCAAAUUUCCAGCAAGUGCUUUAUUCAUUAAUUUUCAAACACUUCCAGGUGUCUUACAAUGCUGUGCUUAGAUGCUGUUCUGUAACAAAACAUUCUUGAAUGUA